This is a messenger RNA of Xenopus laevis (African clawed frog), 3606 nucleotides long. It is a transcript of the gene mpl.L, whose product is annotated as thrombopoietin receptor. The record is from RefSeq and is a predicted model, not a curated record. The transcript is spliced from 13 exons. NCBI's taxonomy places the organism in Eukaryota, Metazoa, Chordata, Amphibia, Anura, Pipidae. The coding region runs from base 242 to 2023 and encodes 593 amino acids.
CCCUGGUUCCUGCUAUUACAGUUCCUUACUUUCAGCCUUUGCGGCCGCCACCAACAGGAUGCACUGCCUGUACUGGUCAUGUCAUUGUCAGAUGCAGUUCACCACACACUGGUGGUUUGGGCCCCCCUCCCACCUCUCAAGAAAUACAUUUCCUGAGGCUCCAGGUUAAGGGGCAAGAUAAGUCUUGGCAGAGCAAUAAGCCCAGCAAAGCAACCAAAGGGACAGGAGGUUCUCCAGCAAGAUGGUAUUCCACAACCCCUGUGAAAAGAUAAUGCCAUAUGUGUGUGUUUUUCUACCUUUCACCAUGCAGCUCACACCUCGGUCACCUGUUACAGAACAAGAUAUUGAUCUGUUAUCCAGUGAUCCAUACAUCCCUCAUUGCUUUACACGGUCCUUUAAAGACCUUACAUGUUUUUGGGAAGUAAAGAAUACCAAACAUGAAAUGAUCGCUGAAUAUGACGGGAAUAAUGCGUCCCCUUAUGGCUUUUUCUAUUCACGAGGAGAUGAAGAAUGUGAAUGUCCACUCACCAAACAAAAUGGAAACCACACUCUCUAUAUCUGUGAGUUUCCAGAGAAGGAUGUAAUUAUGUUUAAUGAUUUAACUAUAAAAGUGAAGGAGAUGUGUAUGAACAAAACCCUCCACAAUCGUAAAGUAGCAGUAGAAGCUGUAGGUUUACUAGAUCAUCCAACAGAUAUCAAUGUUUUUUGGACUGGUAAUGGCAAUACCUUUCAAGCUGUCUGGAAGAUCUCAGAAGAUAAUGAAUUUCAUGUUUUCUUCUUUUAUGAAGUCCAAUAUUGGCCAGAGGGUUUGUCAGAAAAAUACAUUCAAACCUUACAAACAGAAAAUCAGUUCUGCAGCCUUGAUAACCUCCAGCCUGGUCAGCUCUAUCAUCUCCGGGUCCGCACCAAGCCAAAUGGCCCUUUGGAUGGGUUUUGGGGGUCUUGGUCAGAACUUGCCAGUUUCUUAACUCCACAGUCUACAGCACAUACACCCAACCCCAACAUCUUUACUGAAGUUAUUGGGUUACAUUGCUUUACCCCAGACCUGUCUGCAGUGUGCUGUAAUUGGCGGAAAAAUACAGAAAAUUAUAAGCAACUCUUUUAUAAAUAUGGGGGAUCGGAGUGGCUGCCGUGCAUGGAAUCUGUUACAAUGAUUAACUGCAGCUGUGUGUUCAUGGCAAGAAGUGACAGUGCAGUCUCUUUGAUAAUGAAUGUAUCAUCCAUUGAUCACCCAAGGAGAAUGUACUACAAGGAACCUUUCUGGAUUAACCACAUUGUCCUUCCACCCCCACCAGAAUUCAGUGUAAAACCUCUGUCAGGUGGCAAACUAGAACUUAACUGGUCUAUUUCUGAGCUCAGCCUAGCGAAACAUGUGGUCUAUCAAGUUCGCUACUCAUUGGGUGGAAACACAACCUGGAAGACUCUGCAGUUUCCUCAAGGAAUUCAGUGUGAUAUACUCGAGCUCACCCCAGGAUUACAAUACACCCUGCAGAUGAGAGCUAAGCCAGAUGGAGACAAAAUGCAGGGAUUCUGGGGCACAUGGUCACCUUCAGUUACCAUAAAACUUUCUGCAAGUGCUGGCUGGAUAAUUCCCGUAAUUACUAUAUCCCUAUUACUGAUUCCUGUGUUUGCGCUGAUUACCUAUUGUGUGUUCCCAUCCAGUUUCAAAAAGUUAAAGGAUAAAUUAUGGCCUCCGUUGCCAAAUCUACACCGUGUCCUGGACACUUUCUUAACAGAAAUCCAGAAACAGUACCAGCCUAGCUCUACUCUGUAUGAGAAGCCUAUAGAAGAACCCCCCCAGUCUUCACGUCUGGAGAUUCUUGGCGAUGAGGUGCUUCCUAUUGAAACCCAGCAAGUAUCUCGGGAUUACGUUCAGCUCUCCCCUCCGACCUACCAGAAUGAAGAGUACUGGCCAAAAAUCGGCUUGCUCUUACUCAGUCCAAACCUAAACACAGUGAGCCUCGAGCAGCCUUCCAGUGGCAUUACCAACCAGACUUAUUUCCCCACUUCAUGGAACCAGUGAAAUCAUAUCUGUGCAAACAGCACAGUUUAUCCAGCUCAAACAUGUCACAGAGUGUGUUAUUACACUUACACAAGUAUCGAAACAGUGGAAUUGAUUAAGACUAUGAAAGGAAAAUUUAAUUUUUUUUUUUAUGAAAAUGUGUUUUUAAGCUUCACAUGUACAUAGUGCAUUGUAAUGGUUCUUUUGGUUAUGUUCAGAUUUAACCCAGACUUUCUAUAUAUCAAAUUAUUAUUUUGGUAAUACAAAAAAUAUAAAUGGUAGAUCUAUAAAAUAAUUCCAAAAACAUGCUACCAUCCAUGUGAAUUGUUUUUAGAAACUUAUGACGUCUGUAUAUGACCAGUGUUCUCUCAGCUUCGGUGAGUGGUAGUUUAUACCAUGGUUUUAAGAGGUAAGUUAUAUAUAUAUAUUACAGUUAAGACACAUUCGAUGUUGAACUCGGGCAGCAAAGGCCCUGAAGAAAAUUUUAUGUCAAGAGCCCAGCAACCACUAGCAAGACAGAAGCAGGAAUAAUGCUAUUAGGACAAUUGUGUUUUCUGUGUGUGGUUUGUUAUAAAUAAUGCAGUGAUACAGACAGACUGUAGAGCAGGGGCCAACCCUUUUUUUACCCAUGAGCUAUCAAAUGUAAAAAGAGUUAGGAUGCAACACAAGCUUGAAAAAAGGUCCCCAGGAUGCCAAAUACAGUAAGUGCUUUGAUUUGGUAGGCAUGUGCACUGCAAGCCUAAAUGAGGUUCUUUUUGGCAGUAUACCUGUUUUUAUGCAAUGUGCAUCUGCCUUUUCCCUGAUCCUGAACUAACUAAUGAGCAACAAUUAUGCACCAUGCUCCAGGAAAGGGCCCAUACCUUCCCACUCAGUCCAGAGUGGCCAGACUAAUCCUGGUAUCCUGGUAGGCCAGGACACACCUAAAGUUCAUUUGUUCAAGCCUUGUAAUAUGUGUUUUUUGCCUGUGGUCACCCCAGUCAUAAACCCCAUGACAGUGAUAUUGCUACCAUAGAGAAAGCAGACCCUGGAGGAAGCAGGGGGCCCAGGAGAUAUACGGGUCCCAUGAGGACCUCAUUUAUGCCAAGUUCAAUAAAUAUUGGUAAAACAAAGUCAACCUGUAAACAUUUUGGGGGCCUGAAAUUAAUUAAUUAUGCCACUGAUUGCUACAGUACAUUACAACUACAUAGUGGCUAAAUAGGCAGGAAUAUGAUUAUUUAAAUCAUCCUCAGGGCUGCAAUGAUAGAAUUUGCAUCAGUUGUGUUGCUACCUUUGAUUUUUUAGCCAUCCCUUAAUGUUAAAGCCAGUGUUUUAGUGUGUGUAUAGUGCUGAAACUAUUUUUCCAGCAGAUGGCAGCAUCAGUAUUAAACAAUUCCUAAAUGUCUCACAAUGAAAACAAAAGACAAAUAUUCAUAAAUGCCAUAAAAGCCAUAAAUGUUUUUGUUUUUUUUUAUAAAUGCGUCAAAUCAUCAUGAGAUGAUGACAUGCCGAGAGUUUUAAUCCUGUGCCUACACUCAAAAAUACACAAGCCAGCUGUUAGAGUACUUAGUAUUAAGCUUGAGCCACGUGAAUGAAUAACCAUAAGAAGCAAAUUACACUUAGGGGCA